Molecule: messenger RNA, 2699 nt
Organism: Siniperca chuatsi (mandarin fish)
Lineage: Eukaryota; Metazoa; Chordata; Actinopteri; Centrarchiformes; Sinipercidae
Product: 3-oxo-5-alpha-steroid 4-dehydrogenase 2-like
Exons: 6
Coding region: 370-1263 (297 amino acids)
Biological process (GO): steroid biosynthetic process
Cellular component (GO): membrane
Molecular function (GO): 3-oxo-5-alpha-steroid 4-dehydrogenase activity
Source: RefSeq, a predicted model, not a curated record
ACUUCUUGCUAAAUGACCCACACAGACACAGCUUUCGCUCUGUGUGACUUACAGUCGUGUGUGUGUGAUCACGAUGCUGCUUGGUCGUUGCUGAAGGUGAGGAUGAGGAGUCCCGCGGUCACUAUGGUGGCGUGAUGAAGGACUCAUCACAAAUAGAAAGUUGAUAGGCUACCUCCAGCGAUGGUCACUGAACUCACCUGAAGUCUGCAGGUGUUAAUGAAUAAUGGAGCUGCUUUGACGACCGGUGGCCACCGGAGGUCGCUGUUCACUCAGAAAGGGGCUGGGCUGUUUCUGUAAAGCCUGCUGGGUCAGGGGGGGUGUAAGGGGUUAAUUCACAGUUAGGCUGGUUGGGUAACUUUGGCUCAGCUGAUGGUUCAUUCAGGUUCCAGCUCUUCCAUUGUCUGUUUUCUGGAUCCAUCUCCUGCGGUGAGAGGUUCGCACGAGCAGGAUUUUAAGAGCCGAGUGGAGCCGAGUGGCAGCGGACUGAUGGAGUGUCGGGACGCCGCUGUUUCUUACCUGAGCUGGGCUCUGAUUGUCGGGGGCGUGGCCUACCUGCAGCACCAGAGGCGGAGCCACACGCAGUACGGUCGCUACGUGCCGGCGGAGGGUCGCUGCUGUUCGGCCAGAGUGGCCUGGUUCCUGCAGGAGGUCCCGUCCUUCCUGCUGCCGCUGCUGCUGCUGCUGCUCACCGAGGAGCCGCACAGCGAGCUGGGGGGGAGCGGACACGGGACCGCGAGGAAGCUGCUGCUCUGCUGCUUCAUGCUGCACUACUUCCACAGGAGUUUUAUCUACGGCUUCCUGACCAGAGGACGACCCGUCCCGCUGCCCAUCGUCCUCUACGCCGCCAUCUUCUGCUCGCUCAACGGCUUCCUGCAGGGACACCACCUGCUGCACUGUGCCCAGUUUGAAGACACCUGGCUGACGGACGCUCGCCUGGCUGCAGGUUUUCUUCUGUUUGCGGUCGGGAUGGUCAUCAACAUCCACAGCGACUUCAUCCUGCGCAGCCUGAGGAAACCUGGAGAGACCGUCUACAGGAUCCCCCACGGGGGAAUGUUUGAGUUCGUGUCUGGCGCGAACUUCUUCGGGGAGAUCGUGGAGUGGUGUGGUUACGCUGUGGCCAGCUGGUCGUUACCCACCUUCGCCUUCGCCUUCUUCACCGCCUGCUCCAUCGGGCCCAGAGCCUGCCAGCACCACAGAGACUACCAGCAGAGGUUUGAGGACUACCCUCGCGGCAGGAAAGCCGUCCUUCCUUUCCUGUUGUGAGGAUGGAAGACAGUCGCCAACGUCUCCAGCUCUUCUUUCAUUUCUGUCUUCCUGUUCGGCUGCGGCUUGUGGACCGGACGAUCUGAUUGGCCGGGCUCAUUACCGGCCUGCGACAGCCACAGAUGCCAUUUAUUGAUUUAUUGACUGCUGUCGGGCUGUAAAGAGGAUUUUAACAAAUACAACAAAAAAUGCUUCUGAAAUAAAUCGCCUUCCCCAGCUUUAAAGGGACAGUUCACCCCCAAAAUCAAAGCUACAGGCGUCUCCUCCCGCCUGCGGCGCCGUUUCUCCGCCUGGACUGUUUCGGUGCGAGCCGCAGAGAUGUCUGCACGCUUCAGAAUCACUUUAUUGAUCCGCGAGGGGAAACUCUUAGUUACAGCUGCUCGCUGUCGCGUCACACAGGACAGGAAGUGCUAAUAGAACAGAAAUAGACAUAAUGAUAAAUGAUUCUGCAAGCAAAUCGAAAGAUGAUACACUAUAAUAAUCAAAAUAAGUACAAGUGGGUACGAAGUAUAAAGCUGAGUAAGCGUCCAGCACAAUGUAAUAAUAUAAGUAAGCCAGGCUCGUCUGGUGCACCUGCUGGCACUCGGCGUGUGGCGGGAUUAGAAAGAAAACAUUAUCACACAUUAUAUUUAAACGCAGAGCUCUCCCCGACACGACGUCACGCAGUGCCAGAAAUAAAAUGAAAGCACAUUUUAAUGUGCGCUCUAGUUUUCUGCAUGUUGUUUUUUCCCUGAAAUCACUUUAAAGUUUGCUUCAGUUCCAUUCGACUGUUUUACUCGUAAAACAAUUUGAAAAUGAAACUGUUUAAUCUUCAUAUAAACGACGACGGUGAUGAUCCACAAAUCCAUCUUUAUAAAAAUACUCUAAGCUGAACAAACUCUAUCAGUUCAGGUUUAUUUAUAUAUUCAUAACAGAAGUUAUCUCACUGCACUUUUCCUACAGAGCAGGUCCCAACAAAUGCCACCAUGAGCAAGCACUUGGCCACAGCGGCAAGGAAACACUUGCUUUACUCUAUCACAGCCUCGCGUCUGCGUUAUAAUUAAACUGCUUUCAGUCGUCUGUCGUGGAAACGAUCUAAUAACUCUAAGCGCUCAGGACUCAAUAAACACAGAGCACAGAAGGGUCACGAGUACUUCUACAUUAUCGUUCACACGUCUUUACCGAAGGCGUCUGCUUCGCCCUGCUGACUCUUCACAGCGGCUGAAGGCAGCAGGUGUCCGAUCCACCUGCAGCCUCUACCUGGGCUGAUGAUGUCAGAUCAGCUGCUUACAUGUUGUGCGACCGGAAAGCUCAGCGCUCGUUCGACUGGUCUUAUAAUGAAUUAUUCUGCAGUUUCUGCUGCGAAUCCACAGACGUGAUGUGUUUUCUGUGCGAUCACGCGUCAGCUGGUUGAGAGAUGUAGAACAAACAGAACAUGAAUAAAGGCGUUUGUCUGA